Messenger RNA from Zasmidium cellare ATCC 36951, 747 nucleotides. RefSeq lists its product as uncharacterized. The record is from RefSeq and is a predicted model, not a curated record. The transcript is spliced from 2 exons. NCBI's taxonomy places the organism in Eukaryota, Fungi, Ascomycota, Dothideomycetes, Mycosphaerellales, Mycosphaerellaceae. The coding region runs from base 1 to 747 and encodes 248 amino acids.
AUGUCAAUUCGAACCAUCGCUUUCUUUGGAGCAACAGGAGGUUGCGCAAACUCCUGCCUCUACAAAACCAUCGAACAAGGAAUGAACGCCAUCGUCUUAGCUCGUUCGCCGGAGAAGUUGAAGGGCCAGCUCGAGGGACGGAAGACAUCGAGGGAGGCUAUUGAGCAGCGGCUUGAAAUCGUGGAGGGCGACGUCAGAGAUGUGAAAGCCGUUGGCAAAGUCCUGGAAAACAAUGGCAGAGGUGUUGAUAUAGUCAUCAGUGGCAUUGGUGGAGUCCCGACGCCACAAUUCUCCUUGAUGCGCCCUCUGACCAUGACGGAUCCAAACAUCUGGGGCGAUGCGAUUGACUGUAUCCUGUCGGUCAUGGCACACUCGACACUGACGAAGCAUCCAUUGCUGGUAGUCAUAUCCGGAAAUGGUGUUCGCAACGAUGGCCCUCGUGACUAUCCUCUAAUGUUGACUCCACUUUAUCGAUGGCUGUUGACCGACAUUUACGACGACAAGCGCCGCAUGGAGGCGAGUCUGACGAAAACGAGACCGGCUGGGGGGUUCGUCAUUGUCAGAGCAAGUCCUCUCACCGACGGUACAAGCAAAGGCCUGGAAGUGAUCCAGAAAGGUACAAUGCAGCAGCCAGUCCUGGGGUAUAGCAUUAGUCGAGAUGAUGUUGGCCUGUGGAUCUUCGAGAACUUGGUGCGACAGCAAGAACCAUCGGCCUUCCUGAACGAUGAGAUUUCCAUUACUUACUAA